This is a messenger RNA of Ilex paraguariensis (yerba mate), 2419 nucleotides long. The record is from the annotation of a GenBank genome assembly. NCBI's taxonomy places the organism in Eukaryota, Viridiplantae, Streptophyta, Magnoliopsida, Aquifoliales, Aquifoliaceae.
CUCUCUCUCUCUCUCUCUCUCUUUCUCAUUACUCCCUCGUAGUCGUAGCUUGCGCUUCUCGCCUAAGCUAUUUUCUCUCUCCUCUCGCCGGCAUCGGAUACGAUCUCGCCGUGAAACAUCGCUCUCUUGUCUGAUCGCUGAAAUCGAUCGAUUCACCUUUUUUAGACUACGAUCGGUCGAUCAUUGCAUAUUAGAUGUGUUAAUUUAUGCAUGUUAAUCUUGAUAUUUUUCGAUGGAGGAUGGUGUGGGCAGUGAAGAAGAUUAUUAUGAUUCUGAUCGAGAGUCGCUCGACGGACUUGAGAAUGAAGAGUCUGAUCCUCAGUGGGUCCCUGCCAAGGGUCCUUCCUGCAAGGUAAUCACGAAAGAAUCUCUUUUGGCUGCCCAGAGGGAAGAUUUGCGCAGAGUUAUGGACUUGCUAUCACUUAGAGAACACCAUGCACGGACUCUUUUAAUUCAUUAUCGUUGGGACGUUGAGAAGGUGUUUGCGGUUCUUGUGGAGAAGGGGAAAGCUCGUUUGUUCGCUGAAGCAGGUGUAUCUGUAGUUGAGAAUCAUGAUGCUGACUCACCAGUGCUUUCUUCUACUGAAACAUGUGAUAUCUGCAUGGAGGAUUUACCCAGUAGUGAGGUGACAAAAAUGGAUUGUGGCCAUUGCUUCUGCAAUAGUUGUUGGACAGAGCAUUUUAUUGUGAAGAUUAAUGAGGGUCAAAGUAAGCGUAUCAGGUGUAUGGCAUACAAAUGCUUUGCUAUUUGUGAUGAAGGCAUCAUUAGAACCCUAGUUAGUAAAAGGCAUCCUGAUCUAGCAGAGAAAUUUGAUCGAUUUCUACUCGAGUCUUAUAUUGAAGACAAUAAAAUGGUUAAAUGGUGCCCAAGUACCCCUCACUGUGGGAGUGCGAUACGUGUUGAGAAUGAUGAAUUUUGUGAGGUAGAAUGUUCAUGUGGUUUCCAGUUCUGUUUCAGUUGCUUAUCAGAAGCACACUCCCCUUGUUCAUGUUUGAUGUGGGAGUUGUGGAUCAAGAAAUGUCGAGAUGAAUCAGAAACUGUUAACUGGAUUACAGUGCACACGAAGCCUUGUCCAAAGUGUCAUAAACCAGUUGAGAAGAAUGGUGGCUGCAACCUUGUGAGCUGCAUCUGUGGACAAGCAUUUUGUUGGCUGUGUGGUGGAGCUACUGGCCGGGAUCAUACUUGGUCUCAUAUCACUGGACACAGUUGUGGGCGCUAUAAAGAAGACCGUGAGAAAAAGGCUGAGCGUGCAAAAAGAGACCUUUACCGGUACAUGCACUAUCACAACCGUUACAAAGCCCAUACAGAUUCCUUUGAGCAGGAAUCUAGAUUAAGGGAGACUAUAAGAGAGAAGGUGUCAAAUUUGGAAGAGAGGGAUUCAAGAUUGAGAGAUUUCAGCUGGGUUACAAAUGGACUUUACAGACUCUUCAGAUCAAGGCGGGCUCUAUCCUAUUCAUACCCAUUUGCAUUUUAUAUGUUUGGUGAUGACCUGUUUAAGGAUGAAAUGACAAAUGAGGAAAGGGAAUUGAAGCAGCAUUUAUUUGAGGACCAGCAGCAGCAACUUGAGGCAAAUGUUGAGAAGCUAUCGAAAUUUAUUGAGGAGCCAUUUGAUCAGUAUGACGAGGACAAAAUUAUGGAGAUAAGGAUGCAAGUCAUUAAUCUCUGUGUGAUUACUGAUACUCUCUGCAAGAAAAUGUAUGAGUGUAUUGAGAAUGAUUUAUUGGGUUCUCUCCAAUUUGGUAUUCACAAUAUAGCUCCAUACCAGUCGAAAGGCAUUGAGAGGGCAACUGAGCUGACUGUCUUCUGGAGUGCUACAGCCAAUGACACUGGCAAGUUCCACAAACCAGACGAGCAGACAGGAGGCACAACGGAAUCUGAUCGCCCUUCAGGAUCUGGGAGUUCAGAUGACAAUGGAUGCUCCUCACGGAAGCGUGCAAGAGAAGGGAGUUUUGGAGGAAGCCUGUUUGAUCUUAACUUACCAGCAGAUGUUAUUGACAGGAACUAAUUUCUGGAGCUGCUCUCCAAACUAAACGUAAAGUGUACAGCUCUGUCUAAAGAGCAGUUCUAUGUCUGAUUAGGAAGAUGGUUCAGGAGAUAGAACUCCAGGUGUUUCAACCCUUUUCUCUGUUUCUUUUGUUUGUCGAUAUUUUUGAGAUAGCGUUGGAAGAGACGACUAGGACUUUUUUGUUCUUAAAUCUUUUCCAUCUCUCUCUAGUUAAAAAAUCCUUGGAUUUGUACAUGGCCUUUAUAUUCGGAUUCUGGGCUAUUUGUAUAGUCUCUCUACUGGAAAUUGAGUACACUAACUCAUAUAUUUAUGGAUAAAAUCACCAUUCUUUAGAGGAUGGAAACCAUAAGAUCGCAAGGUCUAUCCAUAAGUAGCUGUUUCAAGUUAUCUAAUGCUGUAAAAUUCUUGGUCGAU